AUGAAGACGACACAAAAAUCACCAGAAGCUGGAUCCUCUCCUCCAGUCAAACAGCUGCUUGAUGAACCAGAGACUGUCACCACCAUAGUCACUGGGUAUACAGAACUUUACAAUGUUGCCUGUCUGAGUGAUGAAGAAAUCUGGACAAGAGGAAAUGACAGCGCUUUAAAACUCUAUAGCAUUAAUCAUAGACCCCUACUCAAGUCAAUCACAACCAAGUCAAGGUACACGCCAGAUACCAUAGCAGUGACAAAAAGAAGAGAUCUAGUUUAUACUGAUUACUGGGAUAGAACUGUGAACAUUGUGAAGGACGAAAAGAUAGAGGAGGUGAUUAGACUACAGAACUGGAAACCUCAAGGUAUCUGUAGUACCUCUUCAGGUGACCUCCUGGUUAUCAUGAUCAGUGAUGAUUACAAACAAACAAAAGUUGUCUGUUACUCUGGAUCCACAGAAAAACAAUCCAUUCAGUUUGAUAAUAAAGGUAAACUUCUCUAUUCAUCUAGUAGUUAUUACAGAUAUAUAACUGAAAACAGGAACCUGGAUGUCUGUGUGUCUGACAGUGGAGCUGGAGCAGUAGUGGUGGUCAAUCAGGCCGGGGAACUGAGAUUCUGGUACACUGGACAUAGUCCUGCUCUAAAGAACGAAAUUCAGUCCCAUAGGAAUCACCACAGACAGUCAAAGUCACAUCCUUACAGCUGA
Messenger RNA from Saccostrea cuccullata (small rock oyster), 699 nucleotides. RefSeq lists its product as uncharacterized. The coding region runs from base 1 to 699 and encodes 232 amino acids. The transcript has a single exon. The record is from RefSeq and is a predicted model, not a curated record. NCBI's taxonomy places the organism in Eukaryota, Metazoa, Mollusca, Bivalvia, Ostreida, Ostreidae.